Messenger RNA from Kluyveromyces marxianus DMKU3-1042, 2202 nucleotides. It is a transcript of the gene STB2, whose product is annotated as protein STB2. Lineage: Eukaryota; Fungi; Ascomycota; Saccharomycetes; Saccharomycetales; Saccharomycetaceae. The record is from RefSeq and is a predicted model, not a curated record. The transcript has a single exon. Bases 1 to 2202 code for a protein of 733 amino acids. Gene Ontology annotation, cellular component: Sin3-type complex.
AUGAGUGGGAAUAGCCAUAAAAACAAGGUGGAACAUGGUCGUGGGAAGACUAACAAACAGGUUUUGAAGACAUGCAAGUUUCUAUUCCCAGACUACAUGGGGAUGUUUGAUCUAGGGAUACUGAAGCAUGAGGAAUUACGGUACUGUGAAUAUAUGGCGAAAGGUCUUGAACUUUAUAUUGUGGAGCAAUGGGUUUCUGGACGUAAGUUUUCGAAUGUGAUUACGUCUUUUACUGGUAAUUCAAGCGAAGUGAUAUAUGGGAUAUUGGUGCGUCUUCCGGUGGAUGUGCAGUACUGGCCGAAAGACUUCAAGGAGUACCAUGAUAAGAUAAUUGAUUUUUCUAGUGUGAAGGAGAUGGAUGAUGGGACUCGACUAUAUGUGACGAAUCUUUCGUUUUUCCCAUCGACGUUGAACUUGCUUCAUGUGAAGAACGGGUCGAUGAAGGAUUCGUGGCAGUUGUUCCAGGUGAACUUCAACUUAAAGAGACUUGGGUGUGGGAGUCGAUCCGGGAAUUUACUUGGAGAGCCUUCUAUCACUUCUCUUGAGAAGUUUGCUCAAAUCUAUAAGAUGACUACGAAGGAUCCGGAAGAGUUGCUGAAAAACUUGAUAGAGUUGGUGCGUGUGAUCCAGAUAUCGCUUACGUACUUCAGGCUCUUGGACUCGAAGUUCAAAGACGGGACGUUUUGCCAGCACACUGUGAAUGCUAUUCACGAGUGGUGGGUGAGCUAUGGAAAGUUGUACCUUGGGAUCGACAGGCCGAAAAACGAGGGUGUUCUAGGGCCCACCACAGUGGCCGGUAUUAUCAGUUUUGUGUUGACAUGUUACUUCAAGUUCAUUGUGGAGGAUUGCAUCUCGUUCAAGGAUCCAUUUAUAGAGAGUUCCUUUUACGCGGGAAUAUACAAUUUCCAGAAGAAACACAAUCUUCCAAAGACGUCAUAUCUCGAUAUGGAAACCAUGACCAAGUUGUUCAAAGUAACGUCAAAGGUAAACGGUACGGAUAUUUUCAAGUUGAAGCGUCGGUUGAAGUCAACGGUGCAGGACAUUGCUAGAAAGACGAAUCCGAUCCAGUUGGCUAACGAAAUUCUAACAACAGAUCUUGAUUGGUUAAUAGAGAAUGUUCAAGGCGGGUACCUCGGACUCUUUUGGAGCAAGAAAAGACAGUUCAAGGUGUCACUACAAGGGACUAGAUUCUAUGACCUUGACUAUAACCACGGGGAUCCAUUCAAAGAGGACGAUGAGUACUUGUCGAUACUGACAAAUGAAGCCGAUACCACGGCCAACGAUGACGAGAGCAAGGAAAAGCACGCCGAAGAGCAAUCCGAUAUAGAAGAGGAUACACCAGAAGCGAAAUGGAGCACAAAGGAGCAUGUUGAUUCAGAGAUAUACUACUGCAAUAACCAGGGCUUUCGAAACGAGCUCUACCGUAGGGCAACGCUCCCGCAGAUUUCAAAGGACAAAAACAUAUUCCAAACAGAUCACAAGUCUGUAGCCCCCACGUCUUCGGACGAUGAACAGCAGCCUAGGAUAUUGGGAGGUAUUAAUGAGACUACGAAUAGAAGACGCUAUAGCUUCUCAGAUAUACAAGAAACGAUGGAAAUAUGGACCAUACCUUUCCAGGUUUCGCCAGUGAGGCUCGCACGAGAUAUAUUACAUAUUGAAAUUGCGCUGAGACAGUACGAUGCAGCGGAAGAAGAAGAAGAAGAAGAGGAUGAUGAUGACGAGCAAGGGUGCUGUAAGAAAAACAAAGAAGACUGUGUCAAAGAAGCCUCUGGUAUGCUAGAUACAUGUAAAAGAGAUUGCGAAGCUCUUAAGGACAAGGACAAGGAACUCCAUUUCAAGAGAACUGCGGUUGAGGCAGAACUAAAGGAGCUCAACUCGCUAGAAGCCAAGUUUAAUUACGAUCUCCGGAUCCUUGACACGAGAAUGAGGGACGUGGAGCAAAACUUGAGCCAGUUUGGUAACCGUUUGAACACUCUGGAAGAGGGUUUGAAACUUAAAAGCAACCAGUUCAAGGCAUUGAUCGAAACAGAUAUAAUAAGCAGUGCAUUAGAAUUAGACAAAUAUGCGUUCGAGUUCCUCGAGAACGAACAAGUAUGGAACGAAGGGGUAUUUUUACGGUCAUUAAGGUUGUAUAUAUGGCCCAUAGUGAAGAUGAGCUGGGAUCAGGCUAUGGGUUGGUGGAAACCGACAGCCAAUAUGUAA